AGUAAUGACAGUCUUGUUAUUUGCUUGACUCGACGACUCUAACAACCACACGUCUGUUUUCUCGUCUGGAGGUGAUUUUUUUUCUAGAGUUUUAUCAUGGCGACUGAUAUUUCAUCGAGUUUUAAAUCCUCUGAAAUUGUGCCCGAUGUUGUGAAUACGCCUCCGAAAGAGUUACUUUCCGUAACGUACAAUGAUCGACCGGUAGAAUUCAGUAUGGAAUUAACACCAACGCAAGUGAAAGAUGCUCCGGCAGUCACGUGGUCUCCCGAAGCUUCUACCUUCUAUACACUCUGCAUGACCGAUCCAGACGCGACGAGUCGCAAGAAUCCGAUACUUCGAGAGGUCCUUCACUGGCUGGUCACGAACAUACCCGGAAACGAUGUAAGCCAGGGAGAGAAUUUGGCGGAGUAUCGAGGCUCUGGUCCACCCGAGGGAAGCGGUCUUCAUCGCUACGUUUUCCUGCUGUACAAGCAGCCCGGAAAGCUGAGCUUCGACGGCGAGAAACGGAUCAGCAAUAGAUCGAGAGAUGGACGCUUGAAGUUCUCGAUUCGAAAAUUUGCCGACAAGUACGGACUCGGCGAACCGAUUGCUGGUAACAUGUAUCAGGCGCAGUACGAUGAUUACGUACCGAUGCUCCAUGCGCAGUAUACUGAUUGAUUAUCGUUUUUGGUGCUAAAUAUUGAUUUAUCUUUAUUCGAAGGUAGACCUUAAGACAAUGUUUUGUGUUUUAAAGUGAUCGAUGAAUUAAUUUAUAAAAUUACAAUUGUAACAAUUGUAUAAAAUACAUUUGAAAUCCGAUUAUAUCCUCUUAGAUAUUGUCUUUCUACAGUCUAGUAGCUUUUCUUGUUAUCCAUCAUGUGUAUGCAGUCUCCAAAAUUUCGAGUCAGACUCUCAUAUUGUUCAAAUAAAUAAUUCGUUUUUGUGUCAAAACCCGGAAUAUCCACAAAAUAUGGAUUAAGAUACGAUGACUCUGUCCCGACAUUUGAGGCACAGAAUAUAAUAAAGUUAUUAUUUUAGCGAACGCGUAAUACGAUUAUUCUUGUAGGACAAGUACACCUCGCGUGCUACGUGGUGAUAUUUUAUUUUGAUUUGAUGUUCCGGACGUAACCGAGGGCUACUAGGGAUAAGAGCAAGUACGGCGUAUUUAUUCUUUAUUAAUAAUAUAUUCUACCUAUUAUUAGUUUUAGCGAACGUUUCUCCGUCAUUUGGCUCUCAUAUGCGCGAAUCGACAAGACGAUUCGUGGCUUCAGGCCAAUACGGUUAGGAGUGGUUUUAUAAUCAUUCCUAGACUGCCACGACCUCAGUAAGGAGUAUACUCCACGGAUUUUGAAGGUCACUUUCAGUGCGGAAAGGCUAAAGGGCCGAUCUGUGACUGCCAGGCCAGAGACAUGACUGCGUGUGUAUAGCUAUAGAUAUAGAGGAGCGCGCGCACUGCUUCGAGUCCCUUCGGGCUUCGGUAGUCCUCGGGAAAGCGUCUUUGUUUUAGCGGGCCCGAGUUUUUGGUGGCGUUUAAUGAGUAGAGCGUAAGUUCUCGGCGACAACUUGUAAGAGAAGGUCACACUAGGACCUGAUCGUUAGGGAAUUUCAAUAAAGUCAUAAUAUCUGAUCAACAA
Nasonia vitripennis (jewel wasp) is the source of this 1613-nucleotide messenger RNA. Its product is annotated as protein D2-like. The coding region runs from base 97 to 657 and encodes 186 amino acids. The record is from RefSeq and is a predicted model, not a curated record. Lineage: Eukaryota; Metazoa; Arthropoda; Insecta; Hymenoptera; Pteromalidae. The transcript is spliced from 4 exons.